UAAUUCUUGAAUGUACUUUUGGACUAAGAAGCAACUUAUUAUGGAAACCGUUAAGCAGUUCGAUUUGCCACCGGAGGCGUAUCCAAGAUACCGGUUUACGUGUCAGCAUGUUCAGCGACUAAACAGAAAAAGCCACAAACUCAUUAAAAAAUGUGGCAUUUCAAACGAUUCACCGCUAGAAUUCGGAAAUGUUAUUGUCAACGUAUUUUGUCAAAAAGACGAAAAUCUUCUUGAACUACAACACAUUCCUUUUAAAGAAUUAGAUAAAGACAAAGUUAUUGAAACUCAUAUGUCGAUGAAAAGGUUUAAGAAAAGAGUUUUUACGAACAUGAAAGAAGGAUUCAAAACGCCCAUCUUAUUUGUUGCGUCAUCUAAUGCAUACAGCAAAACGAGAGGAAUACCGGAAUUCUUUGGACGUUUGGUAAUAUUAAUCAAUGAUGAUCCGACGAGCCAAAAAGAUGACUCUAAGGCCGGAGACGCACAUAUCUGGGUUUCAACGAAGGAGUCAUUUGCAGAAGAUGCUAGUGACAUGCUCGAAAUGUAUGCACUAGGUUAUAUCAAGGAGAGAACAGAAUUACUAUAUGUGAUGUCUAACGCAUGUUAUAACAGAGAUUAUUUUCAUAAACUAAACAAGUUCCACAUAUCUGGAGCAAAAACACCAGUCACUCCAAUUAAAAUGACAAAGACAUUCUACGGAGAAGAUGCAGCUAUGUCCAGCAGCUUUGAUCGACAGGUAAGCAUGGGUGUUCGUGACUUUUUGACAGUUAGCGCAGACGAACAUUUACAACUUGUCGAUGAUCUUCGACAGUCAAUACUAGACCUUGUCACGUAACCGUCGUUACGUAUCAACUUUAAAGUGUUACGUAACAUAAAAGUUACGUAUGAAACACUUUAAAGUAAUAACCAAAAAUCAA
Messenger RNA from Mya arenaria, 914 nucleotides. RefSeq lists its product as uncharacterized. The record is from RefSeq and is a predicted model, not a curated record. Lineage: Eukaryota; Metazoa; Mollusca; Bivalvia; Myida; Myidae. The transcript has 3 exons. Bases 11 to 832 code for a protein of 273 amino acids.